This is a messenger RNA of Saccostrea cuccullata (small rock oyster), 2409 nucleotides long. Its product is annotated as galactoside alpha-(1,2)-fucosyltransferase 2-like. Gene Ontology annotation, biological process: carbohydrate metabolic process. The transcript has 2 exons. Gene Ontology annotation, molecular function: galactoside 2-alpha-L-fucosyltransferase activity. The record is from RefSeq and is a predicted model, not a curated record. Gene Ontology annotation, cellular component: membrane. Bases 62 to 1243 code for a protein of 393 amino acids. NCBI's taxonomy places the organism in Eukaryota, Metazoa, Mollusca, Bivalvia, Ostreida, Ostreidae.
UAUAUCUCAUAUCUGAUAGCUUCCUCCAUCUCUGUUAACGCAAACUACACUUAAAUUUGAAAUGUACAGACAAUAUAUAAAUGGCGUCUUACUGAUUGUAUAUCUCAUCGUCAUACUUGGAAUACUUCAACAUUUGCUUAUCACCCGAAAGUAUCAACUGCGUAUUUGGUACCAGGAUGUUGCAACAACCUUUCGCUCUCCAAGGACUAAUUCUAAUGAUACAGAUAUAAACUCCAAAAGUGCAAAACAAAAAACUGUUCAUAAAUCAACAUCCACUGUUAGUUUGAAAAUUUUGAAAACGACGAGCAUCAAAUUGAAUCCACAAAAUGCACCCACUGCUCUAAGAAAUUCGACGACCAUCGCAGAAACCACAUCUGUAAAGAGUUUUUCUCGUAGUAAUUCAAAAGAAGAACCCAGAUAUUUAUUAUGUGUUGGAACCAUGGGAAGAUUAGGAAACCAUUUGUUUGAGUUUGCAUCUGGGUAUGGAAUUGCUGCUAAAAAGAACAUGAUCUCUGUAAUUCGGCAGCGUGGAUUAGUGGACACUGUUUUUGAGCUUAAGAAUGACAGUCAUCUUCUGCUAAUGUCCGAUUUGAAUGUAUGUAAAGGAAUACCCCAACGAUAUGAAAGAUGGUGUAGUCGUUAUGAUCCAAAGUUGGAAAACUUUACUGCAAAUUCAAAUUUAUUUAUAGGAUGGGGACUGCAGUCGUGGAAAUAUUUCAAUGCAUCUUCUCAAAAUCUUCGAAAACAAAUGACAUUUAGAAAACACAUACGUGAAAAAGUUACUGAAAUUCAAGAAAGAACCUUAAGAAAAUUCAAUUUUACGUCACGUGCUGACGCCACGUUUAUUGGCGUUCACAUACGCCGUGGGGAUAUGUUAACUGACCCACUUGGCUAUGACGUAGCUACACCGGAAUAUAUCUCUCGCGCAGUCGAUUUUUUCAAAACUUAUAAAAACACGAUUUUCAUAGUAUGUUCAAUGGACUUACCUUGGUCGCAAAAAUACAUGCCAAGUAACGUUAGAGUGGAAUAUAGUGUUGGAAAUUCAGCGGAAGUGGACCUGGCUCUGCUGGCGUCCUCUGAUCACGUGAUUCAAACAGUGGGUACAUUUGGAUGGUGGGCUAGCUGGCUAAACAGUGGAACUGUGAUUUAUUACAAAUGGCCGGCAAAGGAAGACGGGAAACUAAGGUCAACAUUUAGUGCAGAUUAUUCAGAUUUCUUUUUGCCUUCUUGGAUAGGAAUGUAAUUCUUCCACAAUGUAGCUGAUUUAUGCCGCCGGUCUUACAGUCUAGUACCUACGGACUUAGGGUCAGUUACAGUGAAUCUUGUUUAACCCGAACCCAAUGAUUUUUUUUUCAAAGAAACUGACCGGAUCAGACUAUUUCCAGGAUUGGACAACUUUCAGGAUUAUAGACAACAUUUAAACCGAUCAAAUUACUGAAAGGAAUGUAAAGUUUAAUUCAUAGAUCGUAUUUGGCAAUAUUUCGGAAAGCACAGCAUCCAGAUUUAAAAAAAAAUCCUGUUUUGAAUAUCUACAUCAAGGGUUGCUUUAAAACAUACAAAUGGGAAAAGCCAACAUUAUUUGGGCUUGGUAUUUGUGAUAAGGGCGUUUUUCAAUACCAGUAAUAAUUCUCUUCUUGUAAACCCAGUAUUUAGUAGAUAUUAUCAUUAUACACUGUAAAAAUAUAUAUUUUUUGAAAAGUUAUGUUCAAUGAAGGAUGUUGAAAAUUAAUUGCAUUAUAGAUUUUAAUAUCCAGGGAGGAAGAUAAAAUGUAGAAGCUGUGCUCUUAAUUUUCCCGAUAAUUAAAGCAAUGAUAUUAUUUAUGGGAAACUUCUUAAGAGUUAGCUAACAAACAGAACAACAGUCUGAACGAGAAAAAUAAGAGCUUUUGUGGGAGACGCAAACAGAUUGAUUACAUCUAUACAUAUCAUUAUUGAACAAGACAACAGGUUUUCGUGCCAAUCACUCGAUAUUGAUUGUGUAGAGGAAUUUUACGUGAGACUUAACAAAACAAUUGAGAUAUCUUCAGUCAAUGCACAAAGUCAAUAGAAGUUGUGACUGUCAUUGAAGCUAUAGGUGUAGUAAUGGAGACAAUGCCUCAACGCAGCAGUGUAAUCAGCUCGACCAUAAGCUUAAGAGCUUCUGAAAUCAUGUUUCAAUGUUGAAAUGUUAACUAUUUCUUGAAAGACGUCAACAGUGAUUUUAUUCAUUUAUGUAGACCAUGCAGUAGACAACUUUUCGAUGAGAGAUCAGAGGGACAUUGCAGACAAUUAAUUACAUUGAAUGUUCUGUUGUUGAUAUCGAUAAGAACAAAACCGUCAGUGUGAUGGCCUGCAUCCUUUUGUUGCAAAUUGGUUUGUUUAAAAAUCUGUAGUGCCAUGCAGGGAAUUACAUGUUCUGGAUAGACCUUA